This is a messenger RNA of Phaeodactylum tricornutum CCAP 1055/1, 3749 nucleotides long. RefSeq lists its product with no specific name. Bases 1 to 3633 code for a protein of 1210 amino acids. The record is from RefSeq and is a predicted model, not a curated record. Gene Ontology annotation, molecular function: protein binding. NCBI's taxonomy places the organism in Eukaryota, Bacillariophyta, Bacillariophyceae, Surirellales, Neidiaceae. The transcript has a single exon.
AUGGAAACUGCUCCACGUAGAAAGCGGAAAUUCCCGUUGCCCAUUAUCCCAAUCGACCACAUCCGUCCUCUGCUGUGUCCCGAUCAGCUGAAUCUACGGUAUCCUGUCCAUGGCGCUGAACUUGGCACACUACUCGAGGCAGAGGCGCUGUUUAGUGUAGAAGGAAACGAUAUCCUGUUGAUGCCUAAUGAACCAGCAGCGAAAGCUCGAAAAGCUUCGCACAAUCCUCAACAACAAAGUCCUGAGCUCGUAGACUCAGACAGCUUACGAUCUACGGUAAUGCCCGACCAAAGUCAACGCUCGACGGUCGAUUCCCUAUCACUUAGAUCGAACAAAGAUACUGAAUGUUUGCGGGAAAAGAGUUCCGUAGUCGACUCUGUUGGAGAAAGCACGAUUGCUCGACAAUCGCCCAACAUAAAUGUUGGAAUCCAUGCUGCAGAACGAAACGCAUCCAGCAAUACGAACACUAAUUCUCUUCCUGCACAUACAAGUGAUGCCGAAGAGUACGGCAACUCGCAAUUGCCUCCAAAUUCUCCCGACGAUGCUGCCGUCUCUGAGCUGGAGCAAGCCUGGAUGGGAAAGCUCGAUCGCGAUAUUUCGGUGGCCGAGCAAAACACGAGUACGAGUAAGCUUGUCGAUCGAAUAGCUCAAGCUGUAAAAAGUGGCGUACAGAAAAAAGUAUUUAUAUCCAGAAAAGAAAGCUGCGGAUCCUCAAACUUGGACUCUUCUUUGGCAGCUCCUGGCAAUAACCGACGCCAUGACGAGCUGUCGAACGACAAGUCUUCCUCUGCCUUAGAAGUUAUCGAUCUAACUGGGGAGCUCUCAGAUUGCGGGGACGACUGUGAAGUCUUGGAUUUUCCGGAACGUUUGUCUUUGACAGUACCAAUUGAUGCAGCCGAACAAAGUAGAACAAAGAAACGACCUUUGGACCUCAAAGUGGUGCGAGCUACGAAAUUGGUGCCGAAGCGGCUGGAAAGUGGUGGUGACUUAGUGUUUUCUGUUGAAGAUUUUCAGCGCUAUCUUGUCGGUCCGUUUAACCAACGUGAGGGUCGCAAGCUUGAAUCUGCGAAAAAGGCGGCCCCGUUUGCUGCAAAGGUAAUCAGUUUGAAAAAGUCUCCUGAUGUUUGGAAGGUCCUGGUUGAGGGCCACCCCGAUACGGUAUCUUCUUUUGAGGUUGCUAUGGUACAGUGGGUCGGAGAGAGGAUACAUGGCUUAAAUUUUCAAAAGCUCAAGCUUGAAGGCCUUCCAAAGGAUGUUUUGUUGGAGUUCUCUCACCCUAUUGGGGCCAAGCUUAGACCAGCUCGGUACGUCGUAAAUAAUCGAGAGUCCCGAGCCUUACUUAUUUCAAUCAAUGUGGAUGGUCAGCUUGGUAAGGCACUUGCUCCACUCGUCACUGUAUUUGGCUGUGCAGUUGCCCUUUUGGAUGGAUUGGAAUGUCGAACAAUUUCGGAGUUCAAGUCAGUAUUAAAAAAUGCAGCUAAAAAGGGACAACCUUUGUACAAGCUCUCUCUGUUGCUUGCAAAGGAAAGCAAUGCAGCUGGGAGAGGGCUUCACCAGCAACAAAAAAGUUCUUACUUGAGUGGCGGCUUGAGUAGUUUCCCGUCUUCCGCAAACCUACUUGUGGGUGGCCCAAACACAACCGAUGAUAGUGCAAACAUCUUAUCUGGCGCCAACGUGAGCAUUGAUUCCAGCGUAAAGACAAGUUUACAUAUACCUCGCAAGGCACUAGAGAGCAAAGCAGGGAGCAAACAGGAAAGGACGUAUGAAGUUCUGUUUGAUGCACAACAACCCCUAGGAUUUUAUUGUAUUGCCCUACCCUCUGGAAUUUCGCAAGCUGAAUACUGUUUGAUUGUUUCGAUAUGUCCCGGAGGUCAAGCGUCGAGAGAUGGUCGGAUACGUCCCGGUUCAGUCGUGCGAUCCGUAUCAGGGGAGGACAGGUUAUUAGGUAUUGAACAAUUAUUUGAGAUUUACGAGAUGGCCAAGCGAAAGAAUCACAUAAUCAGCCUUUCAUUUCUGGACCGCCUUAGUCCGCUGAACGGUUCGAUGUCCCAAGCCUUUGGGGAAUGGACUGCUAAAGGUCAUUGGAAAGGGCGUGUGAGCCAUGGUUGGGCGGGUGGUGCUCUACAGACUCUCGAUACUUCAAACAGAGUUAGUCGCGAAAGAGAUCCUCACGGAAUUCAGAAGCAGCUCUCCAUUGGGAGUGGAGAGACUGGUCGUAAAUCGAUGGAUGAUGGAAGGCCGUGUAUGGCUGAGCACCCUCCGAAUAGUUGCCGAACUAGUACCGGGAGCUCAGGAGACCGAAGGGUCCGAUUCAUGGACGCAAUACAUGAGCGACACUAUUCUAUCGAUAGCAAGCCCUGCGAAUUUUACGAGAAGCAUAGCGGGUUGGCCUUGUUGCCAAAAGACAAAGGAGCUGGACUGGGACAUACAAUACCUUGCGACAAUCAGUCUUUACUCCUUCGAUCAAUAAAGUCGGGGUCGUUUCGGGACGUUAUUGUGAUUCUUGAGGAAGGGUUGCUGAGUUCAGCAAAAUCAACCGCAUCACUUAUAGUUGCAAAAUCUUAUGUGAAAGAGCAACUUGCCUCACUACAGCAGAAUGGAAUAACCGACGCUGCUUCCGAAAGAGAUUGGAUGUUGAAAGAUGUUUUGACCAAGAUUUUCUUGAAGGCCGCUCAUGUGUAUGAGAAUGCCAAGUCUCUCAAAGAGUGGUCGCGCUACGAAGUAAUCUUUCUCGGACUUGAAGAGGUUCAAUUGUCUAGCAGCGGCGGGCUUCAAUUUAAUCAAGAUUGCAUUUCCGUUAGGCUAUCAGCUCGCUACCCCGAUUCCAACCAGCAGUCCGAAUUGGCAAAGUCUCUACCAGUACCGCUCUCGAAGGAUAUUCUUUUUGGCAAGGAGCUUUCUGUCCCGAGGCACAUGCACUACAACAAAUGCGUAGCUUCUAAAAGAAGUGUUGUUGUCGACAUUUGUAAAAACGGGGAGGCAUCCGGCUCGGUCAAAUGUAUCGGGUCUACUGUGUUAAAAAUCCAAGAUCUUCAGCGCAAGUGUCCUCGGAAUGGAACUUGGUUGGAGAGUUCGAAAGCGUUCUCGAACAGAAAUCUGUUUGGAAGCGCAUCUAUACGAUUUCGUGCGAGGCGUUUACCAGUUGAGGCCACUUACCUCGAACGGAAACGGAAAACGGAGUGCAUAGGGCUCAAGGAUGUCAUCAAUUGGAUCAAGCGCUUCAACGAUGGGCUUUGCCCAGAAGAAAGGGACGCACAACUGACAUUUACUGUUCCUGUUUUCGACAACGCUAGCCUGUUGCAUUCCGCCAUUUUAAUACAAGAAUCACCUCUGGUUGAAGAGUUGCUCUAUCUCGGAGCCGAUCCAAAGAGAAGGAGUGUAAUUGGAUCACCUGUCUUUUUGGCCCACAAUCUUCGACACAAAUUGAUAGAAAGUCUCGCCGAGACGUCGAAUAGUGAGAUAGCCGAUACAGACGCAUAUCAAGAAAGGGAAAGAGGUCCCGAUAGCGCAUCCGUCGUAUCCGAAGGAAGGUGUGCUAACCCGCGAAAAAAGAGAAUCGAGCACAUUGCCGCGCUGAUAGCGGCAGCGACUGGAAAUAAACUUCCAAGCGAACCACGACGGAAGGUAUGCUAACCCGCGGAAAAAGGAAUCAAGCACAUUGCCACGUUGAUAGCGGCAGCGACUAAAACGGCACUGUCCAGCGAAUUGUGACAAGUUGCUUACAUCAUACAACGCGAGCGGCUCUAAAA